AUGCAUUUCUCAUUACAACUAAAGCUAUCAUUCAUUACACGAAUCCGUUUGGAGACCAAUCCAUCACCGGAUGACUCGGCCCACGGAUCAGAUCACAAGAUACUGUUGGACAUCGACGACCGGUUUUAUGUGACGCAAUUAAUACACGAUUUAAAAGGCGACAAAUUAUCGCAAACUUAUGGCACGAAUACACUGAACAACAGCUCAGACUCGAGUGGAUACGGGUGUCCAUCACACGAUGGUAGCCAACCAGUGGUCGUAGAGUUCUCGUCGCCAAACAUAGCCAAACCCUUCCACGUGGGAAACUACAGGUCCACUAUUAUCGGCAACUUUGUGGCCAACUUUCACCGAUUCUGCGGCCAUCGCGUGGUUGGACUCAACUAUUUGGGAGACUUCGGCACUCAGUUCGGGAUCCUAUCGCUCGCUUACGACCGCUUCGGCGAUGACCACCAAUUGGCUGCCAAUCCCUUAAGACAUUUGUUUGACGUCUACGUCAGAGGUAAUCAAGAGUGUGAGGCCAGUGAGGAAUGGCGUCAAUCGGCUAAAGACCGAUUUCGCGCUUUAGAGACCAAACAGAAUACCGAUGUUUUGAAUCAAUGGCUCCGCUUUCGGGAGCUGAGCGUCGAUCGGCUCAAGAGUUUGUACCGGAGGUUAGGCGUCGAGUUCGACGAGUUUCACAGCGAAUCCAUGUAUUCAGAAGCCGGUCAUGAAGUUGUGGAUGAGUUGAGACAAUUGGGUCUCAUAGAGAGCGCCGGUGAUGAUAGCGGAGCUCAGUAUGCAGUGGUCGGCGGCCACAGUAGUACUAACGGUGCGAAUACAGUGGGCCUUAAAAUACCGGUUAUUAAGAGCGACGGAUCGACACUAUAUCUGACGCGAUAUCGCGGCAGCCUUAAAAUACCGGUUAUUAAGAGCGACGGAUCGACACUAUAUCUGACGCGAGAUAUCGCGGCAGCUAUUCAUAGGAAACAAUUGUUUUCAUUCAAUAAAAUGUUUUAUAUCGUAGACAGCAGUCAAGCCAAACAUUUUAAUAAUUUAUUUCAAAUUCUACCCAAACUUGAUCACGAGUUCGAGGGCAAAUUAAUCCAUCUGAGAUUCGGUCGCAUAUUAGGGAUGAGUACCCGAAAGGGAGACAUUGUUUUCCUCGAGGAUGUGCUCAAUGAGGCCAAAGAGAGAGCCAUCGAAUCGUGUAAGACAAGUCCCAACACUAAAAUAAGUGAAGACAACUUCGAUAGUGUGGCCGACAUUCUGGGCAUUUCUGGUCUAUUAGUACACGACAUGUCGUAUCGCAGAGUACAGGACUAUCGGUUCAAUUGGGAUAAAGCGCUCCGACAUACCGGACUAUCGGUUCAAUUGGGAUUUUCGCGAGGCUGUAUGGCCACUGUGACCGUAGCGCAAUGUCAUGUGCGUGCGGUCCGAUACGUCCAGAGUCUGGAGACCAACUGUGGCGUUGACAUCGACUUAGACUUCGAGCCAAAUGUGGACGCAUUGUCUGACUUUGAGGCCAAACUCCUGAUGAAUCGAUUGUCACAAUUCGAUGAGAUUCUCAUCGCUUCGUACGAAUCACUCGAUCCCAGUCUUCUCGUCCACUAUUUGAAUGCGUUAAACCGAGCGAAUCAGGCGCUCAGAGUCAAGGGCCAGGAGUCGGAUGUGGCGAAGACUAGACUACUGUUGUUCAGGUGUGGCCGCAAUGUACUCAACCAAGGCAUGAGGUUAUUAGGUUUGAAACCAUUGAUGUCAAUGUGA
Oppiella nova is the source of this 1743-nucleotide messenger RNA. NCBI's taxonomy places the organism in Eukaryota, Metazoa, Arthropoda, Arachnida, Sarcoptiformes, Oppiidae. The record is from the annotation of a GenBank genome assembly.